AUGGCCACCGUCACCGCCACCGCCACCGCCACCGAAGGCCCCGAUGUCUCGCACGGCCGAGGCGGCGCUGGUAACAUUCGCCCUGACGACACGCCCUAUGUUGAUGGAGAGGUCGUUCGUGCUGGCGAAGUGGGCAGUCACGGGGACGGAGCUUUCAGCACUGGUCGCGGAGGUGCUGCCAACAUUGGCGAUGCCGGCGCCACGACGACGUCUCGGCUCGACAAAGACAUCGUUCCCGAAUCUGCGGUCCGGGCCAGCUCAGACAAUGUGGACCAUCACACCGGCCGCGGUGGUGCGGGUAACGAGCGCCUAGCUACGCCCCGAGAGUCCAUCAAGGACGGAGCAACGGUUGUGGAUGGAGAGGCUGUGGCCGUGGCGCCUGUCGGCCUGGCCGACAAGCUCAAGUACAAGCUUCUAGGAUCCAUCUUCAAGAAAUAG
Lasiosphaeria miniovina is the source of this 438-nucleotide messenger RNA. RefSeq lists its product as uncharacterized. NCBI's taxonomy places the organism in Eukaryota, Fungi, Ascomycota, Sordariomycetes, Sordariales, Lasiosphaeriaceae. The transcript is spliced from 2 exons. The record is from RefSeq and is a predicted model, not a curated record. Bases 1 to 438 code for a protein of 145 amino acids.